AUGGAGAAGAUGCUGGUCGCCUCCAAUGCUGGUCUCGCCAGCCCAAAAGUGGCUGUCCCCAGCUGCGAGACCUCCUUGGGACACCGCCAGCACCACCCACGCAGGCUGAAUUUCAGCCUGGCUUCCAUGACGCGGACCCCCAGCCUGGCUUCCAUGACGUCCUUUGCGUUCGUCUGCGCGGCCUCGCGCGCCGGCCGGUUUAGUGGCAGGCCUGGCCGCACACUCUGCAAAGCAGAGGCUUCGGAUGUGCCACGCCGCGUCGCAGCCGUUGCUGCCGCAGCGGCUGCGGCCGAUGCGGUGUUGCGGCGGGAUGACCGCUACGCGCCCUCGGGGCCAACUCUGUGGCCCCCGAAGGCGUUCAAGGAGACGCAGAGGUCGGAGCUGCUUCCAGGCAUCUGGGGCUUGGAGCAGGUCAUCGCCUUCUUCACGGUCUCUGCGAACAUUCGCAUGAUCGUCGUGCGUCUGGAGGGUCCCUGGAGAAGGCAGUGCUGCCAACUGCUGGAUGAACUCGGGGAAGUGGCACACCUGGUGGUGCCCGGAACGGCUUUGGAGCACAAAGCCUCCUUGUCGGAGUUCUCACAGCUUUAUCCCAAGGCCAGUGUGUGGGUGUCGCCAGGGCAGAAGGCAUCUCCAUUCGAUCCGUCCCUUGGCUCGCAUGUGGACGGCAUCCUGGGAGCGGGCUCCCCGCCCUGGGAGAACGAGAUCGACUACAAGGUGUUCUUCGUGGAGCCCCCUGACACUGCAGGCACGCGCCUCGCCUGCCCUUGGUUGAUGGCUAGCACAUUGUGA
Symbiodinium natans is the source of this 789-nucleotide messenger RNA. The record is from the annotation of a GenBank genome assembly. Lineage: Eukaryota; Dinophyceae; Suessiales; Symbiodiniaceae.